Bicyclus anynana (squinting bush brown) is the source of this 6370-nucleotide messenger RNA. It is a transcript of the gene Hcf, whose product is annotated as host cell factor 1. The coding region runs from base 245 to 2698 and encodes 817 amino acids. The record is from RefSeq and is a predicted model, not a curated record. Gene Ontology annotation, cellular component: histone methyltransferase complex. Lineage: Eukaryota; Metazoa; Arthropoda; Insecta; Lepidoptera; Nymphalidae. The transcript has a single exon. Gene Ontology annotation, biological process: regulation of DNA-templated transcription; chromatin remodeling. Gene Ontology annotation, molecular function: transcription coactivator activity; protein binding.
CCAUUGCUGUUGCUAACGCCAUUUUUGUUAUACACUCGAAGCUUCAUAAGGUGAUUUUUUAUUACUCAUAGGCGAAAUGCAUAAGUGCGAAAGAGAAAGUCGUAUAAGAUAGCAUUACGAAGCUGCUACUGACCCGAAUAUUUUCUUCAAAGCUUAUUUACGACGUUUCUCAUUGUCUAUGCUGUAGAUACGCAUCCCGAGCGAUACAUACGGUGUAAAGUUUAGUAACAAAUGUAUAGUAAAAAUGAAGGAAAACGCUGUACUUAAGUGGCAAAAAGUGUACAAUCCUAGUGGCCCUCAACCGAGACCCCGCCAUGGCCAUCGGGCGGUCGCUAUAAAAGAUUUGAUGAUAGUUUUCGGCGGCGGAAACGAAGGGAUCGUUCACGAGCUUCACGUCUUCAACACCACCACCAACCAAUGGUUCGUCCCGGUCACGAAGGGAGAAGUUCCUCCGGGAUGCGCCGCCUACGGCUUCGUCGUCGACGGCACCCGUCUGCUGGUGUUCGGCGGCAUGGUAGAGUACGGCAAGUAUUCCAACGAUCUGUACGAACUGCAGGCUUCCAGAUGGGAGUGGAAGCGGCUGAAACCCUUGCCACCCAAGCAAGGCCUGCCGCCGUGCCCGCGCCUCGGACACAGCUUCACGCUGCUGAACGGUAAGGUGUACCUGUUCGGGGGGCUGGCCAACGAGAGCGACGACCCCAAGAACAACAUCCCGCGCUACCUGAACGACCUGUACACGCUGGAGCUGUACCCCAACUCGUCCAUGACCGUGUGGGACAUCCCGCUGACGUACGGGCAGUCGCCGCCGCCGCGGGAGUCUCACAGCGGCGUGGCCUACACCGACAAGAGCAGCGGCAAGUCGUCGCUCAUCAUCUACGGCGGCAUGAGCGGCUCGCGGCUCGGCGACCUGUGGGUGCUGGACGUGGACAGCAUGUCGUGGGCGCGGCCCGAGCUGGGCGGGCCGGCGCCGCUGCCGCGCUCGCUGCACACGGCCACCGUGGUGGGCCGCCACAUGUACGUGUACGGCGGCUGGGUGCCGCUCGUGCCCGACGAGUCCAAGCUGGCCACGCACGAGAAGGAGUGGAAGUGCACCAACACGCUGGCCUCGCUCGACCUGGACACGCUCACGUGGGACAGCAUCGCGCUGGACAAGUUCGAGGAGUGCGUGCCUCGCGCGCGCGCCGGCCACAGCGCCGUGGCCAUCCAGACGCGCCUGUACAUCUGGUCGGGCCGCGACGGCUACCGCAAGACGUGGAACAACCAGAUCUGCUGCAAGGACCUGUGGUACCUGGAGGUGGGCGUGCCGCCGCAGGCCGGCCGCGUGGCGCUGGUGCGCGCCGGCACCACCUCGCUGGAGCUCAGCUGGCCCGCCAUGAACACGAUCACCACGUACCUGCUGCAAGUGCAGAAGUGCGGCAAGGUGACCCCGGCGCGCUUCCCCGCCGCCGCCGAGCCGGUGGCCGCGCCGCCGCCCGCCUCGCCCGUCGCGCAGCCGGACGCGGCCAAAGCCUUCGGGCUGGCGUCGCCCGUGCCCGUCUCGCCCGCCGCGCCCGCCGACCCGCCCGCGCGGCCCGCCGUCGCCGUCGCGUCACCCGUUGCCGCGAUCACCGCGCCGGUCGCGUCCACUCCGCAGAAAGUCAUGGCGGGCGCGAUCAGGACGCCGCAGCAGGCCACAGUCAAGAUAUCCCCGGGCACGCCCGGCGUCAAGCAGACAUACCAGGGCAAGGUGCUGAAGUCGCCGGCGCCCGGCUCGUCGCAGCAGAUCAAGGUGGCUGCCAUGACGCCCCAGGGAGUGACGCGCAUCGUGAGCGGCGCGGGCACCCCGGCCACGGUGCGCGUGUCCACGGCGCAGUCGUCGCAGCAGAUCGUGAUCGGCGCGCCGGGCGUGGCGGGCUCGCCGCGCUUCGUGCAGGUGAAGACGGGCUCGGGCGGCGUGCCCGUCAAGCUGGGCGGCGGCAACGUGCCCGUGAAGUUGGCGGGCGGCGCGCUGCCGCUCAAGAUCGGGCCCGCCGCCGUGCACGGCAAGCUGGCCGCCAACACCGUGCAGAAGGUGGGCACGCCGCUCAAGCUGGGGCCCGGCAACGUGAAGAUCGGCGCCAGCAACGUGCUGGUGAAGACGACGAGCGGCGCGCCGCUGGCGACCGCCGCGGGCAAGGUGACGGGAGGCGUGCCCGUGAAGCUGGGCGCGGGCGGGCUGCCCGUGCUGGGCGGCGCGGGCGGCGCCAUCAAGAUCGCGGGCCAGCAGAUGAACGCGCCCGUGUACAAGAUCGUGACGGCUAAGCCGGGCGAAGCGGCGCCCACGACGGCGGCGGGCGGCGCCGGCGCGACGGUCCUGCGGCAGGCGGGCGCCAACGCCGGCAUCCCCGUCAUCAUCAAGAAGACGCCGGGCGGAGGCGCGCCCGCGGGCGCCGCGCCGCAGUACGUGACGCUCGUGAAGACGUCGACGGGCAUGACGGUGGCCACGGUGCCCAAGAUGGCGAUGAUGCAGAGCCGGCCCGCGGUGUCGGUGAGCGCGGCGCAGGGGCUCGCGCCGGGCGCCACCAUCGUCAAGCUGGUGUCGGCCAACUCGGUGGGCGGCAACAAGAUCAUCACGCUGCCCUCGAAUAUGCUGCAGCUGGGCAAGGCGGGCAGCGGCGGCAAGCAGACCAUCGUCAUCACGAAGGCGGCGAGCCAGGCGCAGCAGGGCCAGCAGCAGUGAGGCCGGCCGCGCCGCCGCGCUGGUUGUACAUUUCCGAGAGAACUCAGUGAGUGAGGUGAUUGAACUAUAAUAAUACAACAUACUAUAGAAUAUUUUGAAUCACUUGAGUUUUUAUAUGUUAAUGGGUCUGUGUAGCGAAUGUUCUCCUGAGAGAUGCUAAGAUAUUUUAUUUACUCUUGUAAUGCUUUUAUUUUGGAAGUUGUCUGUUUGCACCUCUACCCUUCUCGCAAUGAUCUGUCUUGUUAUACAGCUCAAACCGUUGGUUUGUCACUCUGUCUCAAUGAGUAUUUUUGUCAUGGAUGAAGUAGUUUUACUGAAGUGCGCAAGUGCCUGCAGCCCUGCCGUGAGCCACUGACGGGUCGAAGGGGACUUAGACUAUCACUUGUAAACUUAAAUAAUUAGAUUUUAAAAAGUUAAUUCUAUUUGAAGUUUAUUAUUUUGUGUUUAUAGAUUUAUUUCUAAAUUAGAAUAUUUUUGUAUGUAAUGGUUAUUAUAUUAUACAGUAAAGAGUAAAUUGUGUACUGUAAAAUCUUUGAUCAUGACUUUUGGUGGAAUGCUGCCCAUCUGAAUGUGUGGGCUCUCAUGUAGUGUGUCGCUUGGAAGAUUUCAAUUGUAGAUAUGCCCUGACAACAAACAAUAUUCUAUUAUAACAGUUUCCAUGUUAAUAGGCUAGUUGACACUUUUUUUAAAUGGUAUUAAAUAGUUCAUUAUUGUUUUACUAGACUAAAAAAAUUGUUUUCAUAUAUUAUAUAUAUAUAUACGUAUAUAUAGGUAUACAUAUUUUGGACCCUUAUUCCAUGUAUUACACGAAAUUGUUUAUAUUAAAUUUGACGAGUCAACUACCCUAUUAUAACGAGAUCCAGUUAGACUGCUGACAGCAGAUCUACAUGUAAGGAAUCACUAUUGGCACUUGUCUUCCGUGCAUAGCUUUGAGUUCUGUGUAUUGUUUGUGAAGGUUUAGGAGCUUGGGACAGAUGGCUGAGCAUACUCUGUAUUGGAUAGUAAUAUAUUUGACACCUGCUUGUAAUGGCUGACACAAAGUCGGGAAAGUGCACAAAGUGCAAUUUUCUAGUGUCAGCCAUUAGAAACAUGACCUAGAAUUAGUUAAAUCACAAUAUAAUAUUAUAUUAUGCACUAUUUAAGUUUUGUUUAUGACAAACCAUUGUUGAUGUUUGUGGAACAUGUUUCCAUCUUUUUACAUUUGAGACUUGUGUUUGGAGGCUAUUUUUGUGCCGUUUUCACUUUACUAAUCAAAACUCCCGGCUAAGACUUUGGUUGACAUGAGAAUCUGACUAUGGUGGACUACAAAGACUACACUAGCUGAUAUAAAAAUGUCUGAAGUAAUAUAAUAUGUAGGUAUAUAUAAAUACACACACACACACACACACCACAUUUUAACAUCAAAUGAUUAAAAUCCUUAUUAAUUUUAAAUGGAUUUUAUUUCUACUCAUCAUCAUGACGAUGUCUUUAAUUACAAAAAAAAUACUUGGAUAUUUCUAGGUAUUCUUGAAAAUAUUUUAUUUGGAUAUCUAGGAUUUUGCUGAUAUUUUUAUUAAAUUAAUUGGCCAUUGAAACUCAAUAAAGUUGUGCUUCAAAUGCUUCAUAAUGGUUGUGUCUUUCUUCAUUAUUUAAAUACAUAUUUUUGAUAACAUUGUUUAUUUAUCAAUCACAUUCAUUAAUUUAAAUAAUUUUGAUAAGUAAAAAUAAUAUCAUAAAUCUAUAAAAACAAAUUAUAAUUGAAGUGUAUGUGUGUAAUUUUAAAUUAUCAGCGUUCUCAAUUUUCAUCUCUGUUCUGAAUAGUCUCUGAAACGGUUAUACUGAUUUUGACAAGACUUUCACUGACAGAUAGCUGAUGUUUGGAUUAACUAAUUUGUUCUGAUAUUCCUACAUAAAUGGGAUAAUAUGUGUGUGUAAAACAACACUGCUAGUAUUCAAUACAAAUUUUACAAAAUACAUACACUAUACAUACAGAUCUUUUGAUUUUGUCAUAGUCAGUUCUAUGCCUAUAAAAAUUAGUGCCUGGGUCAAGGAAAACUUGGAGAUGACCAUGUUUAAGAGGCUGUUAGACAUUUUUAAGAGGUGUUUGGCAAAUGCUGAAAGAGAUACCUUGUCGCUAUGUCAGCUGUUACUUCCGUGCAUCUCAUUAUGGUAUGGUGUAAGCAUGGCUUGACAAAUAUUAUAAUAACUAUAAAUAAUUUAUAUACACUUGUUAUUUUACCAAAAUAAGUUAAAAGACGAGUAGAACAAAAAAAAGUUUUAUUGCCUUAAAAAUAUUAAAUGGGAAAUAUACUCAAGACUUGAUAUGCUACUUAUAAAAUUUUGGUAGAUAUUUGUUUAUGCAUAAUAUAUUCAAUACACAAUGUAAUAAGGAUUUUUUUUCAUUGUUAAUUGCACAUGUAUAUGUAUAUUACUGUAAAGUUGUACUAUAAUUGGUGCAAUAAUUUAGCAUCUUAAAAAACUUUGUGUUUUGAGUUUAUAGUAGUUGAUGAAUAGGACAAAAAAUUUUACUAAUGAAUUAUAAUACUUAUAUUUCAGUCUAUUGUUUAGGUGUAUUUGGAAAAAAUAAAGAAAAUAAUAAUUAUGUAUUGACCAGACAAAAGAUGCAGGCUAAAAUCAGUGUAUUAUAAUUAUGUAUUCAUCUAUUUACAUCUUAUUUUCAUAUGCCUAGCAAGUCUAGUUUGUUAUGUUUAGGUAAAAACAAAGCAAAUGCAAUACAAAGUUUCAGCUUUCACCAAACCCCUCGUCAAAAAUUGCAACACCCUCUUUGGCCAAUAAACAGAAAUGCAAGUUGGAUAUGUAAUAGACAAUUUACUCUCCACAUAUUUGUCACAUAGCUCGACAUUCUACAUGACAAUAAAUUGCUAUAUAUCAUUUGGGGUAAUUUCAAGGGUGGUAUUUCUCAAAAGCACCCCUGUGGGCCAGUACAGUAAACGAAAGAUCUAAUUAAAAGGAGAAUAUUUGAUCUAUGAGUAAUGUACUAAGGUCUCAUGUUGCCUCGUGAUGUAAGAAAAGUUCUUUGGUCAAGAUCUGACUUGGCUUGAUUGCCAAGUAAGGUGUCGACCAAAGGACCUGUUCUAAAUAAAUUGAUUAUUUUGUAUAUUAUUGAUGUUUUUAUACUAAGUAUAUAUGUUUUCAACUGUUUUAUAUGGGCAUGGAUUUCUGUUUAUAAGUUUUGUGUGUACCUAGUUGCUCCUAAGAGUCCAGAGUUUGUGCAUAGUUUUAUUAUAUAAGAGUUGAUAUAUAUACCAUUUGGUAUAUAUUGGUAAAUGAAAGGUUAUUGACUGGAACGUGAACAUGGAAAGCGAGAUUUUAUAUUAUCAAAUUAUUUAUUUUAAUACAAGAUCAAUUCCUCAAUGAUGAAGGUCGAGUUGUGACAAGUGUGGGAGGACCUCCCAAUAUCAAUGAUAACUAAUAUUAUUGUAAUAUUAAUGUAAUUGACAUAAUAAAAAUAAUGCAGAAUAUUUUCAUUUCCAAAAGUUUUCGAGUAGCAGACCAUGUAAGUUAAAAAAAACGAGAUUUUUACAAAUGAAAAGUUCUGCAUUUAAUUUUUAGUAGUAUUAAGGUUUUAUUUGUAAUCUACAGUAAUAAGUAAAGUGUAAAUAUAAGUAGAUAAAUUUAAUGUUAUAGUUUGUUCAUAUUAUGUUCAAUUGCUUGAAUAAACGAUUUGGUAAA